ACGAAAUUAGACCAAUAGUAGUCUUUGACGAGGAUUGUCCAAUAAUGUCCGAAGGUCAUCAACUUUCAUCUGUUCCCCCUGCCAACUAGUCACUAGAUACUCUUCUAAAGAGCUUCUGAAAGUAGUAGAGUUGCAUUAACUUGCAAAAGUCAUCCUUUUUUGUAAAAGUUUUUUUGUCUGAACAAUGGUGAGUUCCUCAACAACGAUCUCUGUUUCAUGUGCCUCAAAGAAGUCUCGAUCUCCUAAACCCCAGAAGAAGAUUACUGUUAAGGUCAAGACCCAACAGGGUGGAGAAGAGGAUGUUUACAAGCUUGGUUAUGGUACACAUCUGAAUAAACUAAUGCAAGCUUACUGCACCAAGAGGAACUUAGAUGAAGGCACUGUCAGAUUCAUCUUCGGCAAAAAACAGCUCAAACCACGAAGCACUCCUGCUCAGUUGAAGAUGAAAGAAGGCGACGUCAUUGAUAUUGUCACCGAUCAAGACGGUGCUUAAUCUCUCCAGAAUUUCUCCAUCAUUUCCGUAUUUGCUCGCAUACCAAGGAAGUGAUUUUUAGGCUUUCUUUUUUAAGAAAAGAAGAAGACGUUCUUUAACUACUUAGAUGUUUCUAAGACAGUUUGAGUUUCCGGUUUGUUGUUUGUUGUUGUUGCGUCUUAAAUGUUUGAACAUCUUGCUGGGCCAAGUUCUCGAUCUACUUAAGAAACUUCGUCA
This is a messenger RNA of Brassica oleracea var. oleracea, 709 nucleotides long. Its product is annotated as small ubiquitin-related modifier 5-like. The coding region runs from base 185 to 493 and encodes 102 amino acids. Gene Ontology annotation, cellular component: nucleus. Lineage: Eukaryota; Viridiplantae; Streptophyta; Magnoliopsida; Brassicales; Brassicaceae. The transcript has 3 exons. Gene Ontology annotation, molecular function: ubiquitin-like protein ligase binding; protein tag activity. Gene Ontology annotation, biological process: protein sumoylation. The record is from RefSeq and is a predicted model, not a curated record.